Molecule: messenger RNA, 874 nt
Organism: Trichoderma asperellum CBS 433.97
Lineage: Eukaryota; Fungi; Ascomycota; Sordariomycetes; Hypocreales; Hypocreaceae
Source: RefSeq, a predicted model, not a curated record
UACAGUCUUUGUACGGAGGCACGGAUGGCUGCUUAUAUAAUCGGCUGAUGUCGGAUACAGGAGGCAGGAGUUGGAUUGCGCCAGAAAAUAUUCCGUAACCAGUGCCCAGAAUUGCCGACGAAAACGACCAAGCACGAGCACCCAGCACCAAGCACAUGUGCAUGAUCUGGGUUUGCAUGCGCAGCAAAGCCCACGAUCCAAUACCGAGCGAUGCUGGUCUCCCCGUGGGGUACAUCGUCCCAGCCGACAUGCCCCGUAUCCACCAGCUCCAAGACCCCCACAGCGAACACAACACAGACCACCACUGAAUGGCAUCACAUUACAGAGCCGUUGCAGAGCCGUUGCAGAGAGAAGGGCGCCGGGGGAAUUGGGGAGGCGGGAAGGCUAGAAAAGGGAAAACCAAAAGGAAACGAAAAAGACGAAGCAAAAAAAGGCCCCAAAUCAAUAGCCUGGGGCCGUCUCCAAGGCCAAGGAUGCAUGGCGGCUUGCCACUAUAGCGCACAUGUACUUGUACGCCGGCGACGACGGCGCUGCUGCUACUGUACGGCCUCGUCCUGCUGGCUGUCGCGCGCAACGACGAGAUUGCCAGCAGCCCGUGUACGCGUUGCAGGCUCCCUGCCAUUGGAUCGUGCCACCGGCCGUCGCCAUGCCACAGUGGGCCGGGCUGGACGCCUUUCAAGGCGCGAGAUCUCAGGCUUGCCGAGGCCGGCCUAGCACGCGCACCACGCAAACGGUGAACUCGGCUCAAGCGCGAGCGUCCAGGAGAGGAGCGUAUUCAUGUGUCAUGGCCGGUUCUGCGGUGGCUUCUGCUGGUGCUUUGCACGCUCGCAGCACAAGUACAGGUACCCGCACACAGCAGCCCGUUUGCUCUUCG